CAGCUCGAUAUGGCAUUACUUUAUUAUUCCUUCAUCUGAUAACUGAAAAUUCUUCCUUGAAAAUUGCAUUACCACAAUCUUUCAGAGCAUUUCUUCACAAUUCUGAUCAUUAAUUGGUAAAAAUCAAAAUUUCUAAUCUUGAAAAAAGGUGUAAUACUCUAAUAAGCAAUCAGGUUGUUGCAUGGACGGUGGCUUUUCUUAAGAAAUGGGUAGUGAACUUCUAAGGUCGGCAUCAGGUAGGUCUCAGAAAUGGCUCAGAAAGAAAAAGAAGAUAUCCGAACCCUCCAGCUCAGCUGACGUUUCAGAUAGUGAACCAGAGGAGUACCUGAGUCAUAGUUUUGUCAGCUCUAGGGAGAUUCAAUCAUCAGGUUUAACACAUGAACUAAGGAUUUUUAUUGGAACAUGGAAUGUGGGUGGAAAAUCACCAGUAGGAAGCUUAGCAGCGGAUUUGGAUGAAUGGCUAAAUUUGAAGAACUCAGUAGACAUUUACGUUCUUGGGUUUCAAGAGAUUGUUCCUCUAAAAACAAUGACAGUAAUUGGACUAGAAGACUAUACAGAUGCAAGAAAAUGGAACUUGCUGAUAGGGAAGACUCUCAACAACAAAGAUGGGAGUGUUUGGUUGACAUCUACAUCAACUCCAAUUAUAAACGAUGAUUACGAGUAUGCUAAACCUUCAAAUUCCGGAGAGAAGAACGGAUACAGAAGGAGCACAAUUCCAAUGAGAGAAAGAGCGAAAACUCAUCAUGGUGGGGAGCAGGGUGGGAAUGCUACUUAUAAACUGAUGGCCAGCAAGAAGAUGGUUGGAAUUUUCAUUAGUGUAUGGAUGAAGAGGGACAUUCUAAGGAAGUACAGAGUUUCAAAUGUAAAGGCAUGUCCUGUUGCUUGUGGUUUGAUGGGUUAUUUAGGAAAUAAAGGGGCUGUCUCAGUUAGUAUGUCAAUAGAUGGAACUAGUUUUUGCUUCAUCACUGCACAUUUGGCUUCUGGCCAGAAGAAAGGAGAUGAACUGCGAAGGAAUCAACAAGUUGGGGAGAUCUUUAAGCGAACAGCCUUCCCUCGACUUCCUCUUGAGUUUGAUGAUCUCCCUCCAACCAUAUGUGGGCAUGACCGAAUAUUCUGGUUUGGGGACCUGAAUUACCGACUAUACAUGGAUGAUGAAAUGGCCCGAGAGUUGAUAAGAAAAAAGAAGUGGAAAGAAUUACAAAAGUUUGACCAGCUAAAGAAGGAACAACACCGAGGAGUAUUCCAAGGUUGGAAAGAAGGAGAUAUAGAAUUUGCACCCACUUACAAGUACUCAGUUGAACUAGGCAAUCGAUACACAGGAGACAAGCAUGCUCCAUUCAAUCCAAAUACUGGAGAAAAGAGAAGAACCCCCGCAUGGUGUGACAGAAUUAUGUGGUUCGGAAAAGGGAUAGAACAACUUUCCUAUUUUCGUGGAGAAAGCAAAUUUUCUGAUCAUAGGCCUGUCUCUGCACUUUUCACCACAGAAAUUGAUGUCUGUGGACCUCCAAAUUCAAAGACAGUUUCACUAAGCAAGUUUCUAAAUUCAAUGAAUCUCACAAGAUUUGAGACCAAGGGCACUCAUCUGUUCUGA
Amaranthus tricolor (Joseph's coat) is the source of this 1591-nucleotide messenger RNA. Its product is annotated as type IV inositol polyphosphate 5-phosphatase 6-like. The transcript has 7 exons. The record is from RefSeq and is a predicted model, not a curated record. NCBI's taxonomy places the organism in Eukaryota, Viridiplantae, Streptophyta, Magnoliopsida, Caryophyllales, Amaranthaceae. Gene Ontology annotation, biological process: phosphatidylinositol dephosphorylation. Gene Ontology annotation, molecular function: inositol-polyphosphate 5-phosphatase activity; phosphatidylinositol-4,5-bisphosphate 5-phosphatase activity; phosphatidylinositol-3,4,5-trisphosphate 5-phosphatase activity. Bases 206 to 1591 code for a protein of 461 amino acids.